Molecule: messenger RNA, 270 nt
Organism: Botrytis fragariae
Lineage: Eukaryota; Fungi; Ascomycota; Leotiomycetes; Helotiales; Sclerotiniaceae
Exons: 2
Coding region: 1-270 (89 amino acids)
Source: RefSeq, a predicted model, not a curated record
AUGAUACCCAUGAACUGGCCAGCAUCACGCCAACCACCUAAAACUUUCUGUCCCUCUGAAGUCGCUCGAGCGCUUACUCAUCCGGAGCUUCAAGUAUUGGGUUAUUCUUGCUGGCGCGAAGCCAUGCCAGAUAUUCGAUCAAUUUUGUUUACGAUGCGAGAGAACAAUGACGUUGAAAUCUUACAGAAAGGCGUUGUGCUUGAAGGAGAUCUUGGAGCCGGAUUAGCAAAUGUGGUUGGACCUAUCAGAGUGCGAAAGCCCCUGGCUUGA